AUGGCAAGCAAGUACACCUUGAAGAUCAAGAACCGCCUGGGUAAAGCCCAGGGUGAUGUGACGUGCCCAUUUUAUACUAAAACCACCGACCUUGAGGGGUGGCACCUGGUGGCGACGGAAGAUUUGGGACGUUUGAAGUGGAUGUAUGAUGCCACAUCCAAAUUCUUCCUCGAGCUCCCGACGGGUGUUCCUGACUCCGGUGCUGCCAAAACAAACUCUGAGGCCAUCUACAAGGGGACUCGAUUUCAGACCAACACUCAGGUCCGGGAUCUGGGUUGCUGGGCAGCCGACCUGAGUUGUAUCUUUUUCGUGACCCCGAUGAUGGUCAUUGCUUGGUAUAUCACCGGCGCCGAGAUCCAUGAAGCCUACAUCAUCGAAUUGGUCCGCUUUAUGUUCGGUCUGCAGAACCCCGAGGACGGCGGCUGGCCGACAUAUCUGCAAGAGGAGACUUCGCUGAUGAGUACGACAUUGGUGUACAUUGCACUGCGACUCAUCGGAGUUCCUGCCGACCAUGAGCGUCUUCGCAAAGCUCGGUCGUACUAUCUCCGUCUGGGCGGAGCAGUCUAUUUACCGAGCUGGGCCAAGUUCUGGCUGGCGCUGCUGGGUCUGUAUGAUUGGGCGGGUACUGAUCCUUUUCCAGUGGAAAUGUGGCUCCUGCCGGAGUGGCUUUCUCUCAGCCCAUGGCAAUGGUUCAUAAUCCCGCGCCAAGUCUACUUGCCAAUGUGCUACCUCUCCUCUCGAAGGUUCACAAUGCCGACCAAUGAUCUCCUGGACGAGAUACGGGAGGAGCUGUUCCCAGAAAACUUCUCCUCCGUCGAUUUCGCAGCAUUCGAAGGGGUGGUGCGCCCGUCCAAGAGGCAUCAGGCAAAAAGCUGGAUUCUGCAGACCUUGAACUGGACCCUUAACAAUGUGUGGAGCCCGUGGCUCUGCCCCAGCAAGCUCAGAGAAAAGGCAGAGAAACGAACAUGGGAAAUACUUCAACAUUCAGCACGGGCUAACACGUCGACUGGAAUUGUGUGUCUUGACUCUUGGCUGAACAUGAUUGCUUUCUACUGUGCCGAGGGGCCCAACCCUCCUACCCUCAAGGACAUCCAAGAGGCGAGUAUAGAGUACCUCUGGAUGGGUUCAUCUGGAAUGCAGUCCAUGAGUAUUCAUGGGGCCCACGCGUGGGAAACAUCCUUUGCACUGCAGACCCUUGUGUAUACAGGUCUGGUUAAUCAUACCGAAUUCCAAAGCAACGCCCUACAAGCCUAUGAGUACCUGAUCAAGCAGCAACUUGUGGAAGAGUGGAAUGACUCUCCCCCUUGCCAUCGUCCGAGUCGUCUCGGGGCUUGGUCCUUCACCACCCGUUACCAUGGCAGCCCCUGUUCCGAUUGCACGGCCGAGGCACUGAAAGCCAUCUUGAUGGUUGAAGGCGCAACAACUCUCCGAGAAAUGAGCGAGAAGAACAUCCGCCUAGCGGUGGACAAUCUUCUCUUGAUCCAAAAUGCCAGCGGGGGCUAUAGCAGCUUCGAGCCCAUCGGCGCCGGGGCCUGGUUGGAGUACCUCAACGGGACCGAAAUGUUUGGACAAGUGAUGACGGAAUACGACUACGUGGAGUGCACCUCAUCAUGCAUCACAGCACUGGCUGUCUUCAGGACUCGGAACGGCGAGUAUCGGCGCCAGGAGAUUGACACGGCCAUUGAGCGGGGCGUGAAAUUCGUGGAGCGAAGCCAGCGGGCAGAUGGUGGCUGGAUGGCGUCUUGGGGAAUUACGUUUACGUAUGGAGCUUUCUUCGCCAUGGAAGCAUUGCACUGUGGAGGAAGGACAUAUACGAACUCUUCCGUGGUCCGAGCGGGUUGUCGCUUUUUACUGGACAUGUGGGAGCCUGAUGGAGGCUGGGGAGAGACAAUUGAGUCUCGCCUGUCUGGCUCAUAUGUACGAGCCCCCAGGUCACAUACCGUUCAGACAGCUUGGUCUUGUCUCGCGCUGAUGUACGCCGGGUAUCCCGAUCCGGAGCCAAUCAAACGAGGGAUUCAUCUGAUUCGGAGUCGACAAAAACCGAAUGGUGAAUGGGAACAAGAAUAUCCUGUCGGUAGUGGAGUCCUUACAUGUCACAUUCAAUACCAUAACUAUAUGUAUUCCUUCCCAAUCCGGGCCCUAGCGAUGUAUGAGAAGAUUUAUGGGAAGGGCAUGUUAUUUUAG
This is a messenger RNA of Aspergillus ibericus CBS 121593, 2184 nucleotides long. RefSeq names its product lanosterol synthase. The transcript is spliced from 6 exons. Gene Ontology annotation, biological process: ergosterol biosynthetic process; triterpenoid biosynthetic process. The record is from RefSeq and is a predicted model, not a curated record. Lineage: Eukaryota; Fungi; Ascomycota; Eurotiomycetes; Eurotiales; Aspergillaceae. Gene Ontology annotation, cellular component: lipid droplet. Bases 1 to 2184 code for a protein of 727 amino acids. Gene Ontology annotation, molecular function: lanosterol synthase activity.